This is a messenger RNA of Tachyglossus aculeatus (Australian echidna), 3844 nucleotides long. RefSeq names its product tripeptidyl peptidase 2 (gene TPP2). The coding region runs from base 59 to 3844 and encodes 1261 amino acids. Lineage: Eukaryota; Metazoa; Chordata; Mammalia; Monotremata; Tachyglossidae. Gene Ontology annotation, cellular component: cytosol. Gene Ontology annotation, molecular function: serine-type endopeptidase activity; tripeptidyl-peptidase activity. Gene Ontology annotation, biological process: proteolysis. The transcript is spliced from 30 exons. The record is from RefSeq and is a predicted model, not a curated record.
CGCGCGCCGCCGCGCCGUUCGCCUCGUCGCCUCAUCCUCCUCGUCGUCGCCGCCGCCCAUGGCCGCCGCCGCCGAGGAGCCUUUCCCCUUCCACGGGCUCCUGCCGAAGAAAGAGACGGGGGCCGCCUCCUUCCUGGGCCGCUUCCCGGAGUACGACGGCCGGGGGGUCCUCAUCGCCGUGCUCGAUACCGGGGUCGACCCCGGGGCGCCGGGCAUGCAGGUUACAACUGAUGGGAAACCCAAAAUUAUCGAUAUCAUCGAUACCACAGGAAGUGGUGAUGUGAACACUUCUACAGUUGUAGAACCGAAAGAUGGGGAAAUUCUUGGACUUUCAGGAAGAACUCUUAAGAUUCCAACAAAUUGGAUAAAUCCUUCAGGCAAAUAUCAUAUUGGCAUUAAAAAUGGCUAUGACUUCUAUCCUAAGGCUCUUAAGGAAAGAAUGCAGAAAGAACGCAAGGAGAAAAUCUGGGACCCCGUUCACAGAGUUGCGCUUGCGGAAGCCUGUAGGAAGCAAGAUGAGUUUGAGGCUGUCAACAACUCUCCCUCUCAAAUAAGUAAACUCAUAAAAGAGGAGCUACAGAGUCAAGUAGAACUGUUAAAUUCUUUUGAAAAAAAAUUUAAUGAUCCCGGCCCUGUGUAUGAUUGUUUGGUGUGGCACGACGGUGAUAAUUGGAGAGCCUGCAUUGAUUCAAAUGAAGGUGGAGAUUUGAGUAACUGCACUGUAUUAAGAAACUAUAAGGAAGCCCAGGAAUAUGGAUCUUUUGGCACAUCUGAGAUGUUGAACUACUCUGUUAACAUUUAUGAUGAAGGAAACCUACUUUCUGUUGUGACAAGUGGAGGAGCUCAUGGAACGCACGUAGCCAGUAUAGCUGCUGGACACUUUCCGGAAGAACCCGAGCGAAAUGGUGUGGCUCCUGGAGCUCAGAUUCUUGCAAUAAAGAUUGGUGAUACGAGAUUAAGUACCAUGGAAACUGGUACAGGCCUUAUAAGAGCCAUGAUAGAAGCAAUCAAGUAUAAGUGUGACCUUGUCAAUUACAGCUAUGGAGAAGCAACUCACUGGCCAAAUUCUGGGAGAAUUUGUGAAGUAAUUAAUGAAGCUGUAUGGAAGCACAACAUAAUCUAUGUUUCCAGUGCUGGGAAUAAUGGUCCGUGCCUUUCUACAGUCGGUUGCCCGGGUGGAACCACUUCAAGUGUAAUAGGUGUUGGUGCAUAUGUUUCUCCUGACAUGAUGGUUGCUGAAUAUUCUCUAAGAGAGAAACUACCAGCAAAUCAGUAUACUUGGUCUUCCAGAGGCCCUAGUACCGAUGGGGCUCUUGGAGUAAGUAUUAGCGCACCAGGAGGAGCUAUUGCUUCUGUUCCUAACUGGACGUUACGAGGGACACAGCUUAUGAAUGGAACAUCCAUGUCUUCUCCUAAUGCUUGUGGAGGCAUUGCUUUAGUGCUAUCAGGACUCAAAGCUAAUGACAUUCAUUACACAGUUCAUUCAGUGAGAAGAGCUUUGGAAAACACUGCCGUGAAAGCUGAAAAUAUAGAAGUAUUUGCUCAAGGGCAUGGUAUUAUUCAGGUUGAUAAAGCCUAUGACUACCUCGUUCAAAAUACGUCAUUCACUAGUAAAAUAGGUUUUACCAUUACCGUUGGAAAUAAUCGUGGAAUCUACCUCAGAGAUCCUGUUCAGACAGCCGCACCUUCGGAUCAUGGAGUUGGCAUAGAACCUGUGUUUCCAGAGAACACAGAUAACUCCGAAAGAAUAUCCCUUCAGCUUCAUUUAGUUUUAACUUCAAAUUCAACAUGGGUUCAGUGUCCUAGUCAUUUGGAGCUCAUGAACCAGUGUAGACAUAUUAACAUACGUGUGGACCCCAGGGGUUUAAGAGAAGGACUACACUAUACAGAGGUGUGUGGCUAUGAUUUAGCAUCACCCAGUGCAGGCCCUUUGUUCAGAGUUCCAAUUACUGCAGUUGUAGCAGCAAAAGUAAAUGAAUCUUCUCACUAUGACCUUGUCUUUACUGAUGUGCAUUUUAAACCUGGUCAAAUCCGAAGGCAUUUUGUUGAAGUUCCCCAGGGAGCCACGUGGGCUGAAGUUACAGUGUCUUCAUGUUCCUCUGAAGUGUCAGCCAAGUUCGUCCUUCAUGCUGUGCAGCUUGUGAAACAGAGAGCAUAUCGAAGUCAUGAGUUCUAUAAGUUUUCUUCCCUUCCAGAAAAAGGAUCUUUUACUGAAGCAUUUCCUGUCUUGGGCGGAAAAGCAAUAGAAUUUUGCAUUGCUCGUUGGUGGGCAAGCCUUAGUGAUGUCAAUAUUGAUUAUACCAUUUCCUUCCAUGGUAUAGUUUGUGCAACUCCUCAGCUAAAUAUUCAUGCGUCAGAAGGGAUAAACCGUUUUGAUGUGCAGUCUUCCUUGAAAUAUGAAGAUCUUGCACCUUGUAUAACUCUGAAGAGUUGGGUCCAAACCCUACGUCCGGUGAAUGCGAAAACAAAACCUUUAGGAUCCCGAGAUGUCCUGCCAAAUAAUCGUCAACUUUAUGAGAUGAUCUUGACAUACAACUUUCAUCAACCGAAAAGUGGAGAAGUGACGCCAAGUUGCCCACUACUUUGUGAAUUAUUAUAUGAAUCAGAAUUUGAUAGUCAACUCUGGAUUAUAUUUGACCACAACAAAAGACAGAUGGGAUCAGGAGAUGCCUAUCCUCACCAGUAUUCUGUGAAACUGGAGAAAGGCGACUACACUAUUCGACUACAAAUCCGUCACGAGCAAACCAGUGACCUGGAUCGUCUUAAAGACCUGCCAUUUGUUAUUUCUCAUAGACUGUCUACUACCUUAAGCUUAGAUAUUCACGAGACUCAUAGCCUUGCACUGUUAGGGAAGAAAAAAUCGAACAGUUUGACAUUACCACCAAAACAUAGUCAGCCGUUCUUUGUUACCACCCUACCAGAUGACAAAAUCCCAAAAGGGGCUGGACCAGGAUGCUACCUUGCAGGAUCCCUAACCUUGUCAAAGACGGAGCUCGGAAAGAAAGCUGGGCAGUCUGCAGCAAAACGCCAAGGAAAAUUUAAAAAGGAUGUAAUCCCUGUUCAUUACUACCUAAUUCCCGCACCAACGAAAUCAAAGAAUGGCAGCAAGGACAAAGAAAAGGAUUCAGAAAAAGAAAAGGAUAUAAAGGAAGAGUUUGCUGAAGCCUUGAGAGAUCUGAAAAUACAGUGGAUGACAAAGUUGGAUUCUAGCGAUAUUUAUAAUGAAUUGAAAGAAGCCUUUCCCAAUCACCUUCCUUUGUACGUUGCACGCCUUCAUCAGCUGGACUCUGAAAAGGAGCGCAUGAAAAGACUUAGCGAGAUUGUUGCAGCGGCAAAUACCGUUAUCUCUCAGAUAGACCAGACAGCCCUAGCAGUUUAUCUUGCAAUGAAGAGUGACCCCAGGCCUGAUGCUGCUACUAUAAAAAACGACAUGGAAAAACAGAAAUCUACCCUAGUGGAUGCCAUUUGUCGAAAAGGCAGCGCGUUGGCAGACCAACUUCUUCAGUGGCAAGCACAAGAUGGAGCUGUUUCAAGUGAAUCAGAGGGAAAAGAGGAGGAACGAGAAAGCUGUUUGGAGUCUCUCUCUGAUGUUUUCUGGGAAACUACAAAGUGGACUGAUCUCUUUGAUACCAAGGUUUUAACAUUUGCAUACAAACACGCAUUGGCAACUAAGAUGUAUGGAAGAAGUCUCAAAUUUGCAACCAAACUGGUGGAAGAGAAGCCAACCAAAGAGCACUGGAAAAAUUGUAUACAACUGAUGAAGUUACUUGGAUGGACCCAUUGUGCGUCUUUCUCUGAAAACUGGCUGCCCAUCAUGUAUCCUCCUGAUUAUUGCGUGUUCUGA